ACCUUGGGUUAAAAUAUCACAGCUCACAUUAUAAAUAGAGUCUUCGUCUCCUCCAUUUCAUCACACAUCCUCUCUUCACUGUAAACCUUUUUAUCUCAAUGGCGUCCCCUGAUGUUGAGUACCGGUGCUUCGUUGGAGGUCUUGCAUGGGCCACCGACGAGAGAUCUCUCGAGACCGCCUUCUCUAAGUUCGGCGAACUUGUUGAUUCCAAGAUCAUUAACGAUCGUGAGACUGGAAGAUCAAGGGGGUUUGGGUUCGUCACUUUCAAGGAUGAGCAAUCCAUGAAGGAUGCCAUCGAAGGGAUGAACGGACAGGAUCUCGAUGGUCGCAGCAUCACUGUGAACGAGGCUCAGUCCCGUGGAAGCGGCGGCGGUGGAGGUGGCCGUGGUGGCGGCGGUGGAUACCGCGGUGGAGGUGGAGGAUACGGAGGUGGUGGUGGUUACGGAGGUGGAAGACGCGAGGGUGGAUACAGUGGUGGCGGUGGAGGUGGCUACUCGAGAGGAGGUGGUGGCGGAGGAUACGGUGGAGGUGGUAGACGUGAGGGUGGGGGUUACGGAGGUGGUGAUGGUGGAGGUUACGGAGGAGGCGGUGGUGGUGGUUGGUAAUUAGAUUAGGUUUGAGACCGUUUCGUUUCUGGGUCGGGUUUAUGUUUCUCUGUGUUAUGAUGAUGUUUGGUUCUGCUGUCUGGUUCUGGUUUGUGCUAUUUUGGAUUGUAACAGUUCGUGAUUAGGUAUCUAAUAUCUGGAAACGCAAUGUUAAAUCAUUUUUCUCUCUUUUUUGGUUGUCGCAAGUCAUGCUUAAUA
This is a messenger RNA of Brassica rapa (field mustard), 803 nucleotides long. RefSeq names its product glycine-rich RNA-binding protein GRP2A. The record is from RefSeq and is a predicted model, not a curated record. Gene Ontology annotation, molecular function: RNA binding. Lineage: Eukaryota; Viridiplantae; Streptophyta; Magnoliopsida; Brassicales; Brassicaceae.